Cornus florida is the source of this 420-nucleotide messenger RNA. RefSeq lists its product as uncharacterized. The transcript has a single exon. The record is from RefSeq and is a predicted model, not a curated record. NCBI's taxonomy places the organism in Eukaryota, Viridiplantae, Streptophyta, Magnoliopsida, Cornales, Cornaceae. Bases 1 to 420 code for a protein of 139 amino acids.
AUGUUAGUUUGUAGCAAGGAAGGUGUGAAGGGGACUGACAAACAGGAUGUAUUUAGAAAGACUCCUCAGGCUGAAACACGAACCAAUUGCGGUGCACAAAUGGUUCUUAGAUAUGACAAGACUAAGGCAAAGUAUGUAGUUUCUAAAUUUGUUGAAACUUACAACCAUCAAUUUAUAAUUGCUGAAUGUAUCCACAUGAUGCCGUCCCAGCAACGAAUUUCCUCAGUUCAGGCCAUUGAUGUUGAGUUGGCUUUGGAUUUAGGAGUUAUGGCUUGUAAUGCGUAUGAGUUGAUGGGAAGGCAAGCUGAUGGCAAAGAAUCAAUUGGGUACCUGAAAGUGGAUCUUAAAAAUUAUCUAAGGACCCGAAGACAAAAAAAGCUUCUUUAUGGAAAGGCGGGAUGGCUUGCGGAUUAUUUUUAG